Molecule: messenger RNA, 519 nt
Organism: Orbilia oligospora ATCC 24927
Lineage: Eukaryota; Fungi; Ascomycota; Orbiliomycetes; Orbiliales; Orbiliaceae
Exons: 3
Coding region: 1-519 (172 amino acids)
Biological process (GO): regulation of transcription by RNA polymerase II
Cellular component (GO): nucleus
Molecular function (GO): RNA polymerase II cis-regulatory region sequence-specific DNA binding; DNA-binding transcription activator activity, RNA polymerase II-specific; zinc ion binding
Source: RefSeq, a predicted model, not a curated record
AUGACCGCGAAUCCGCCAAUUUCAGGAUCCGGCUCGGGGACUCACCAGUCCUCCGACAACUUCCGAGUCAUCCGGAAAAGGAACAGAGUACCCGUCUCUUGCGGUCCUUGUAGGCAUAGAAAGCUCAAAUGUAAUCGUCAAAGUCCGUGCGAGAAUUGCGUGAAGAGGGACGAUAUCGCUUCUUGCAACUAUGCAUCCGUCGCAGCCCGAAACAGACGCGCCAACGCCGCUGGCGAUAAAGCCUCGCCGGACGAUAUGCAAGCCCGGAUCGAUCGGCUGGAAGGUCUCGUCCUGUCGUUGAUGGGUAGUGGCGCCCCGGACGUCAACCGUCGGGGGUCCAAGGACUCAGCCAAGGAAGAUGUGGACAUCGAUGAAGACGCCGGGUCGCAAAUGCACACGGAGGAAACCACAAGCGAAGAAGGUACGAAUAUUGAAGAUCAACAUGAUUUUAAUGUCAAAUCGGAAGUGGAUGACGAUGUUGAGGAUGUACGAAGGUACGCGGAGCGAAGGCCAUUCUAG